This is a messenger RNA of Mycetomoellerius zeteki, 1409 nucleotides long. It is a transcript of the gene Metrn, whose product is annotated as meteorin. The record is from RefSeq and is a predicted model, not a curated record. The coding region runs from base 479 to 1345 and encodes 288 amino acids. Gene Ontology annotation, molecular function: hormone activity. The transcript has 3 exons. Lineage: Eukaryota; Metazoa; Arthropoda; Insecta; Hymenoptera; Formicidae.
UAUACAAAUAUUAGGAGAGUCAUUUAGUGGGUUGGAAAUUCAAAGGGAGAUUAAAAAAAGAAAGAUACCAAAAAGAGUACCAGCCGUAAACACAUCACACGAGCGCAUUCUCCGAGAUUCUUAAAAUUCCUCGGGGACUCGUGAACGGUAGCUACGUUUCCUCCGACAGAAAUGAUUUGCAAACAACCGAGGAACUGAAACACUGGAGGCUAAACACUGGACGCUAAACUGGAGGCUAAACGUCUGAUCUACCUUUUACUCAUGAUAUGAUUCUUCUAGGUGGUUCAGAAGUCCAUCCAGGAGAAUAAAAAGAUCUAGGGAUCUGGUUCUAAGAGUACUUAAUUCGAAUGUGGGUGGAAAGAGGUGGUCUAUUGCGAUCUGAUUUUCGCGGAAGCUCCCGCGAAGCGACGAAGAUGUGACAUAUCAUUCUGGACGACGAACGUUGUAACGUUGUAAGAGAGAAAAGAAAAAAAGAAAAAUGAUACGCGCAGCAAUCGUGGUCCUCGCUCUGAUCUCCAUCAGUGUAUCCGCCUACGAGCAUACCGCCGCGGAUCAGUGCGACUGGUCCGGAAGCGGAGGAGAAAGCGGUGGUGUCCGACCGGUGUACCUGCGCUGUGCUCGGGGAACGGUACUCUGGCGCUAUCCUCAUGACGCUUUGAGAGUGGUCCUUUCCUCCCCGGUCUCAUUCUUGGAGAACAAUUCUCUCAGCUAUCUAGGUUUCCGUGCCUGCGUCAAGAUCUCUGGGCCUGUGCGGGUCUUUCUGGAAGCCGGCGGCAAACUGAGGCAACUCUAUUCUCCGUCCGAUGGCAAGCACGAACUUACACACCGGUGCUUCCGCUCGUGGAAGCAUACAGCCGCACUUUACAUGGAAGCUGAGGAUGAUUAUUCCUUCAAAAACACCAAGGUCAAGCUGCAAUACGAUCUGGAGCCAAAUUCUGUGAAGGGGGGAACACUUCGCGUGCCGGACGAAGAGGAGGACUGCAGACCUUGCUCCAUGGAGGAACUCGCCAAGGCUUAUUGUCAAAGCGACCUGGUUGCUAAAGGCACCGUCACUGACGUCCAACAGAAUCCUAAGAUGGAUACAGCUGAACUGAUACUUAGGGUCACCAAGAUUUUGCGCUACGUAGCCCAGGAAGCUGAGGGCAAUGAAAUUGAUGCGUCUUUUAAGAAGAGCGUGCGUGUGCGAAUACCAAUGGUAUGUGACGCGCGGCACGGCCUCGGUGAAUUUGUGAUAAUGGCCAAACGACGUCUCGGAGAUCUCACCUUGGUAUGCGCGCCUCGACUGGAGGCGUGGAUGCAAAUUGUACAUGAAAUGGACAAUGCGCCCUGCGUCCUUCAUAGUUAGCUAAUGAGAUUUAAGAUGAUUUUUUUUGGAAAGCCAUAAAGAAGUGUACACGAUACACAAUAGA